Molecule: messenger RNA, 297 nt
Organism: Podospora anserina S mat+
Lineage: Eukaryota; Fungi; Ascomycota; Sordariomycetes; Sordariales; Podosporaceae
Exons: 1
Coding region: 1-297 (98 amino acids)
Molecular function (GO): protein binding
Source: RefSeq, a predicted model, not a curated record
AUGUCGAGUCUACUUCUCCGCAUGGGCCGUCCGGAUGAAGCGGAGGAGAUGCUCGCAAGAUGUCCCUCCCUGAAGGACUUCACUGAUGAGACCUUUCUCAGCACUGGAAAUCCUCGCUUCUCAGGGGACAUGGUCUUAUUGUCGCGUAUUCGUCUUGCUCAGGGGCGGACGAGCGAAGCCUUGCGGCUGGCAUCAAAAGCACUGGCCUUUCGUCGCGGAUUUAUUGGGCAACCGGCUCAAAACUUGCGACUCUCAGUACGAUGUAGCCUCAAUGCCGUACCGGGAUGGCCACGUUAG